GAAGAACGGCGAGCUGAAGAGGGGCAGCCGCCGACAGCCAGGUGCAGACGCUGCAGGAGGAGCUAGAUGAGCUGAAGGGAGGGGGCUCCCUGCCUUAGCAGCCUGCUGCCCCCAGCCAAGGGUAAGCACUUCAGCUGGGGUACAAUAGGUUAUUGGAGGCCAAGUGACAGACCCUGCGACUCCUGAUUCCCAGUGCACGGGCAGCCCUCUCAGCCCAUUGGACAUAAAUGGUGGUGGUGUUUGUGAAGCAUCUGGCUGGCAGUGUGGAAGGAAUGGAAUCUUAAACCAGUCAGUGGGGGAUCGCCUGAUGAGCAGCAGUUUGGUGGCAGCAGUGGGAUUCAAAGGACUCAUCUGAUGGCUUCGGAGAUGAGAAACACAGGCAUUGCGCCAGCUGCAGAGCUCCAGCCGGCGGCAGAAGCAGGGCAGUGGACAGUGGUGGAGGUAGAGCUGGCUCCAGCUCCGUCAAUACCACCCCCUCUAGCGCUGGAGCCAGCGUCCCCUCCAUCAGCAGUGUUGGAGCUGGAGCAAGGGCCCACGUCGGCUCCAGCAGGAGUGGGAGCUGCUGAGCUGGAGUCACCUGGACCAUCAUUUCUAGUGGGAAGUCCAUCUCCACCUGUGGCCAUUAAGGAGGAUGAGAAGAAGCCUAACUUCACGGCCUUCCCUCCUAAGCUGGUGGCGGAGCUGUUGACCGUGAUGGAUGUGGAGUGCGAGAUCCUGAAGAACUUCUCCUCACUCCGUGCUGUCAUCUCUGCUCUGCAGAAAACCUCCAUAAGCCACCUGAAGAACAAGUGGGUGGAUGUUUCCCAGUGGGUAGGCCCCUCUCCAUAG
Molecule: messenger RNA, 828 nt
Organism: Diceros bicornis minor
Lineage: Eukaryota; Metazoa; Chordata; Mammalia; Perissodactyla; Rhinocerotidae
Product: ral guanine nucleotide dissociation stimulator-like
Exons: 6
Coding region: 355-828 (157 amino acids)
Biological process (GO): small GTPase-mediated signal transduction
Molecular function (GO): guanyl-nucleotide exchange factor activity
Source: RefSeq, a predicted model, not a curated record